AUGAAGCCCGUUGUGUCGGCGUUGAACGCAUGGUCUUGUGUCGUUAUUUCCAUCUUCGCAAUCGUCAUUCUGUCCGUCCUCGGCUCGUUAUACGGCAGCAAUAACCACUCUUUUACCGGCUCGGAAGGAGAUCCCGAAGAUGGCCCUGCAGUUGCUGCCUCCAUCUAUGCGGCUGUGAUUGUCUAUGCGGGAUUCUUCGUUUUCUGUGGCUUCCAAGCUUACCUCCACAUGCGAGACAACCGAGGCGGUGCUAUAUCACUUCGUUAA
Messenger RNA from Penicillium daleae, 267 nucleotides. RefSeq lists its product as uncharacterized. Bases 1 to 267 code for a protein of 88 amino acids. The record is from RefSeq and is a predicted model, not a curated record. The transcript has 4 exons. NCBI's taxonomy places the organism in Eukaryota, Fungi, Ascomycota, Eurotiomycetes, Eurotiales, Aspergillaceae.